Striga hermonthica is the source of this 348-nucleotide messenger RNA. NCBI's taxonomy places the organism in Eukaryota, Viridiplantae, Streptophyta, Magnoliopsida, Lamiales, Orobanchaceae. The record is from the annotation of a GenBank genome assembly.
AUGUCUGGCACUGAGGAAGUCAAAGAACAAGCAGAAGUUGUAGUGGAGGAUGUUGACAAAUCUCUGCCGACAAAACAGCAGGAAGAGGAAGCUGUCAGAAAGAAGUAUGGAGGAAUAUUGCCCAAGAAACAACCUCUAAUUUCGAAGGAUCACGAGCGAGCAUAUUUUGACUCAGCUGAUUGGGCUUUGGGAAAGCAAGGUGGUGUGAAGCCCAAAGGACCACUUGAGGCUCUCCGGCCAAAAUUGCAGCCAACACAACAGCAAACACGAUACCGCAAAUCCCAAUAUGCGCCAUCUGGUGAAGAUGGAACUCCCGCAUCAGCCGAAGAUGCUACCUCAGACAAAUGA